AUGAGGCUUCAGAGGCUUCUGCUUGCAGUGCUGGUGCUCCCAAUCAGAAGCCAGAACUCUUCGAACACUUCGGAAGAGGAGCGGUUGCCAGCAGAGCUGCCACCCGUCGUCAGAGGUGUUCCAUGGGGGAAUGAGUCCCGAGUGCGAGUCCGCCCUUCGCAGCGGGAUCCACGGAUCGAGAAGUACUCCAGGCGCUUGCAGGAUGGCUGGGUGCCGCCGCACAUGAUUGAUCGCAUUCCACCGCCUCCGGUUCAGUACAUUCCGGGCACCGGUGCCGUCAUCGCACGGGUGUACAUCAUGUACGAGGUUAAGACGGACGACUGGCACUUCAUGAAAAUUCGGCUCAGCAACCGCUUGGCUGCCUUCUUGGGGGUGCAGUCUGUCUAUGUCGACCUGGAGCAGGUGGAACCGGUCCUCGUGGAGGAGCGAUGCGUCCCCGGAGUCCUUCUGUGUGAGGACCAGGUGACCAAUCGGUUGCUUCGAGCCCCCGGGGUCGGUGGUGCGAGUAUGUCACCAGACGGAAACUUCCCCGAAGGGGAUCUGCACAACUCUGACCCCAGGCGUUGCCUCGCCUUUGAUGCUGCCAAGCGGGAUGGCGUUCUCAGCGACGGCUUCGAUGCCAUCGCCGGCGCGACCUUUGACCCUCAAUGGAGAGAUGACGCGGAUCUGCUGGAGAAGGUUUGGGAGGACGACUUCUGCGUCUCCCAGUUCAACACCUCUCUCAUGCUUUUCCCUACCCCGGUCAACAAUACUUUCAUCACCGGCUGGCGCUACGACUCCAAGCGCAGUGGCACCGGCAACAUCCAGAUCGCUGGUAACCAGGAGCAGGGUGUCCCGUUGGAGCUGCACAUCGUCGGGGUCAUUCCGACAAAGUGGGCCCGCUACUUCAACGUCAAAUUUAUCCUGAACGGCAGCAUACCACUGCCGCUCUACCAGCCGGAGGUGGUCGAUGUCACGGCGGAAUUCACGGAGAACUUGAAUGUCAGCCUGGGCAUUUUCGGGAUCCGACAGAAGGAAGGCGGCUUGAAUGCGCCGACCCUGGGGGGUGCACUGCGUGUUUGA
Molecule: messenger RNA, 1062 nt
Organism: Symbiodinium sp. CCMP2592
Lineage: Eukaryota; Dinophyceae; Suessiales; Symbiodiniaceae
Source: the annotation of a GenBank genome assembly